Anarrhichthys ocellatus (wolf-eel) is the source of this 3596-nucleotide messenger RNA. It is a transcript of the gene dpydb, whose product is annotated as dihydropyrimidine dehydrogenase b. Lineage: Eukaryota; Metazoa; Chordata; Actinopteri; Perciformes; Anarhichadidae. The coding region runs from base 338 to 3400 and encodes 1020 amino acids. Gene Ontology annotation, biological process: thymine catabolic process; uracil catabolic process. Gene Ontology annotation, cellular component: cytosol; cytoplasm. The record is from RefSeq and is a predicted model, not a curated record. The transcript is spliced from 25 exons. Gene Ontology annotation, molecular function: dihydropyrimidine dehydrogenase (NADP+) activity; uracil binding; iron-sulfur cluster binding.
AGUUGACUGGUUAAUGUUUGAUCUGUCCAGAGGCAGAGAACGCCGUCCAGCUGUGCAGAACUUCGACCCCUUCGGAGAGAUAGAGCCUAUCAGCUACGUCCGUCGGUCUACCUUAUCAACAGAUUAGUUGGACAAAAGACGGCAUUCUGUGGCUUUAACCGGUCAACUUGACGCUUAACUGUUGGUGAGAGGAGCGGGCCUGAUAAGGACGGACACAGAUCCACUAAGGAGCAGAGAAGUCCCGAACAGUGCUUCGGACCUCUGAUGCAGAAAGCAACAAGGAUCUCCAGAAGAUCUUCACAAAGCUUUUAGUCCCCCAAACCCAGACAGAAGCAUCAUGUUGAGUAGAGACCUUCCAGACAUUGAGAGCAUCCUGGCUCUGAAUCCAAGGGUGAAGACUCACACUCAGGUUAUGUCCACGGCGAGCAAGAAGAAAGAAAAGAAACACUGGAAGAGAAACCCGGAAAAGAACUGUGAUUCUUGUGUGAAGUUGGAGAACAACUUUGACGAUAUCAAACACACAACGCUGAGCGAGCGCGGAGCUCUACGGGAAGCAAUGAGGUGUCUAAAGUGUGCAGAUGCUCCCUGUCAGAAGAGCUGCCCCACUAACAUGGACAUAAAGUCAUUUAUUACUAGCAUCUCUAAUAAGAACUACUACGGGUCAGCGCGGGCCAUACUUUCUGACAACCCCCUGGGUUUGACCUGUGGAAUGGUGUGUCCCACGUCAGAGCUGUGUGUGGGGGGCUGCAACUUAUUUGCUUCUGAGGAGGGGCCCAUUAACAUCGGAGGGCUUCAGCAGUUUGCUACCGAGGUGUUUAGCAAGAUGGGCAUCCCUCAGAUCAGGAAUCCUGAACUCCCACCAGCCAAUGAGAUGCCAGAGUCUUACAAUGCCCCUAUAGCUCUGAUUGGUUGUGGCCCAGCGUCAGUCAGCUGUGCCUCCUUCCUGGCCCGUCUUGGAUAUGAUAAUAUUACGAUAUUUGAGAAACAGAAGUACAUUGGAGGGCUGAGCACAUCAGAAAUCCCCCAGUUCCGGCUUCCCUAUGAGGUGGUCCAGUUUGAAAUACUCCUGAUGAAGGACUUGGGUGUGAAGGUGGUGUGUGAGAAGGGUCUAGGUGUUGACGGAAUGACUUUGACGUCCCUGAAACAGGAAGGAUUUAAGGCUGUCUUCAUUGGGAUUGGUCUCCCUCAGGCCAACAGAGCUAACAUCUUCCAGGGUUUAACUAUGGACCAAGGCUUCUUCACUUCCAAAGACUUUCUGCCCAUGGUGGCCACUGCCAGCAAGAAAGGUAUGUGUCAGUGCCGCACCUCUCUGCCAGAGUUAAGAGGUAUCGUGAUAGUUUUGGGAGCCGGCGACACCGCGUUUGACUGCGCCACCUCGGCUCUACGCUGCGGAGCCAAGAGAGUCUACGUCUGCUUCAGGAAGGGAUUCACUAACAUCAGGGCUGUUCCUGAGGAGAUGGAGUUGGCUAAGGAGGAGAAGUGUGAGUUCCUGCCCUUCCUGUCUCCUCGUGAGGUCAUCAUGAAGAACGGUCGGGUUGCCGGGUUACAGUUCUGUCGCACCGAGCAGACUGAGGAAGGUGAUUGGCUGGAAGAUGAAGAGCAAGUUGUCAGGCUGAAGGCUGAUUACAUCAUCAGUGCCUUUGGUUCCAUGCUCAACGAACCACAAGUAAGCGAGGCCAUGGCUCCUGUGAAGAUGAACCGCUGGGGCACUCCAGAGGUGAACACCGACACCAUGCAGACCAGUGAGCCCUGGGUGUUUGCAGGAGGAGACAUCGCUGGUUUGGCAAACACCACCGUGGAAUCGGUGAACGAUGGCAAACAGGCUUCGUGGCACAUUCACAGAUACAUGCAGUCUCUGCAUGGACAGACAGUGGACCCAGUUCCGAAGCUGCCGCUGUUUUACAGUGCUAUAGAUCAGGUGGACAUCAGCGUUGAGGUGUGUGGAAUCAAGUUUCCCAACCCGUUUGGUCUGGCGUCUGCUCCUCCCACCACCAGCACUGCCAUGAUCAGGAGGGCUUUUGAGCAAGGAUGGGGCUUCGCUCUGACCAAGACGUUUGGACUGAAUAAGGAUCUGGUGACCAACGUGUCUCCUCGCAUUGUGCGCGGUACCACCUCAGGUCACAUGUACGGACCGGGUCAGGGCUCCUUCCUCAACAUCGAGCUCAUCAGCGAGAAGACGGCAGCCUACUGGUGUCAGUCAGUCACAGAGCUGAAGAAGGACUUCCCUAACAAUGUGGUGAUCUCCAGUAUAAUGUGCAGUUACAACAAGGAAGACUGGACAGAAAUAGCCACAAUGGCAGAGGAAUCAGGAGCAGAUGCAUUGGAGCUGAACCUGUCUUGUCCUCAUGGGAUGGGAGAGAGAGGCAUGGGACUGGCCUGUGGACAGGACCCGGUGUUGGUGCGUAACAUCUGCCGCUGGGUGCGUGCAGCCACUACCAUUCCGUUCUUUGCCAAACUGACACCAAACGUUACCAAUAUUGUCGACAUCGCCAUGGCUGCUCAUGAAGGUGGAGCAGAUGGAGUAACAGCCACCAACACAGUGUCAGGUAUGAUGGGACUGAAGGCCGAUGGUUCCCCCUGGCCGUGUGUUGGGAAGGGCCAACGCACCACGUAUGGAGGGGUCUCUGGUAAUGCCAUCAGACCCAUCGUUCUCAGAGCAGUGUCAGCCAUCGCCAGAGCAAUUCCUGGUUUCCCCGUCCUGGCCACCGGAGGUAUCGACUCAGCAGAGACUGGACUACAGUUUCUCCACGCCGGGGCCUCAGUGUUACAGGUGUGCAGUGCAGUACAGAACCAGGACUUCACAGUGAUUGAGGAUUACUGUGUGGGUCUGAAGGCCUUGUUGUACCUGAAGAGCCUGGAGCUGAAGGAUUGGGACGGCCAGUCUCCUCCGACAGAGAGACAUCAGAAGGGGAAACCAGUUCCCAGACUGGAAGACCUGGUGGGAAAGAGCCUCCCUAGCUUUGGGCCGUACCUCCAGGAGAGGACAGAUGCCAUCGCAGAGUACAAGAAAAAGCUGAGAAACGAAAAUAAUUAUGUGAAGGAAGCCGACAUCAGCCGGGGCGACGCGCCCAAAAAAACUGUCCCUGCAGUCAAGGACGUCAUAGCCAGAGCGUUGCGCCACAUCGGAGCAUACCGGGACCUUAACAACAUGGAGCAGGUCCAGGCUGUGAUAGAUGAAGAGAUGUGUAUCAACUGUGGAAAAUGUUACAUGACCUGCAACGACUCUGGAUACCAGGCCAUAACGUUCGACCCAGAGACCCACCUUCCCAGUGUGACUGACAACUGCACCGGCUGCACUCUGUGCCUCAGCGUCUGUCCAAUCAUAGACUGCAUCAAGAUGGUUACCAUGGAAAAACCCUAUAAACCCAAGAGGGGUGUGCCUGUCAGUCCUGUCUACUGAAGGGAGAGACGAACCAACACUGUCCACCUAUUUAAUAAUGGUAAUCAGACGUUAUGAAGUUGGGUUUUAUGAUCACAUUAAUCUGCCUCAUGAGGUUUGACACAUUGUAUGUGUCCCAUUAACUCAUAGGACCCUAGCCCUAUUUUUAGGCUUACUGGUUAAUAACUGAUACACUUAUGGCACAGCUCAAAUUGAA